UUACCUUGGGCAACAAGACGUUACUUAAAAUGGAAAUCUAGCAAUAUCACACCAAACGUUAUAAAGCAAUGUAUACAUCGAUCCGGAUUUAGAUUAACCAAAGGUGUAAACGAAUGGCUCGGCUACUGGGGAAAACAUAUGAAAUCUGAAAUGUUUAAGACUGUUAAAGAGUAUCAAAAAGUUAAUCACUACCCAGGAUCUUUUCAAAUUGGUAGAAAAGAUAGGUUGUGGAGAAAUAUGUUUCGGAUGCAAGCAACAAAUGGUAGAGCGGAGUUUGGCUUUGUUCCUCAAACUUAUGUUUUACCGCAAGAUAUGAAGCACUUAAAGCAGAUAUGGGACGAUAGUGGAAAACAAAAGUGGAUAUUAAAGCCGCCUGCCUCCGCUCGUGGCAACGGAAUUAAAGUAAUUAAUCGUUGGGCUCAAAUUCCUAAGAAGAAACCUGUUCUUGUUCAAAAAUAUUUAUCACGUCCUUAUUUAAUUAAUGGCUGCAAAUUUGACUUAAGAGUUUACGCGUAUGUUUCAUCUGUGGAUCCAUUGCGAAUUUACAUCUUUGACGAUGGGCUAGUCAGAUUUUGUACAGUAAAAUAUUCUUCCUCGAUGAAAUUUUUAUCCAAUCGUUUCAUGCAUCUCACCAAUUACAGUAUUAAUAAAUUUAACCAAGAUUUUACUCAAAAUGACGAUGCUGAUAUUUGCCAAGGCCACAAAUGGAGUCUUAAAGCCUUAUGGGAUUUCAUGAAGAAAGGAGGCAUUAAUACGGAUAAUAUUUGGAAAGCUAUCCAAGAUAUCGUUACCAAGACAAUCAUUUGCUGUGAGCCAAGUAUGUAUACACUAGUCAAAGCUAAUGUAAAAAAAGAAUGGUCCUGUCACGAAUUGUUUGGAUUCGAUAUCAUAUUAGACGAUAAAUUGAAGCCAUGGCUGCUUGAAGUCAAUAUUUCCCCAAGUCUGCAUUCAAAUUCAACACUUGAUCGUGAUAUAAAAGGAGCAAUGGUCCGUGAUUUACUAAAUGUAGCUUGUUUCCCAGUACCUGAUAAGAAAACAUUUCGAACCAAUUCAAACAAUGCCGUAACCAAUAAUACUGAACGACGAUUUCAUUACGGGCAAUUAACAGCCGAUGAAAAAGCAAAGCACUUAUUUUAUGUUCAGAAACACUUAGACGGGGUACCUACGAUCUUAGAUAUCUUAACUGCUGAUGAUAUAAGAGUUCUAAUGGAAGUUGAAGAUGAGUAUAAUAAACGUGGAAGAUUUCAAAGAAUAUUUCCUUCACUGGAUGCCAAAUACGAUAAAUAUUUUGAGCAAUCGCGUUACUAUAACAUUUUGGCCGGCGAGUGGUAUCGGAGAUAUCGCAGUAAUUAUCAUGCUAGAGCAGUUUCAUUAUUACAAAUAUAUUGCAAACGUGGUCUACAUCUUCAUAGCGAAAGUUCGGAUGGAACUCACAAGGUAUAA
This is a messenger RNA of Trichoplax adhaerens, 1443 nucleotides long. RefSeq lists its product as uncharacterized. Gene Ontology annotation, molecular function: tubulin-glutamic acid ligase activity; tubulin binding. NCBI's taxonomy places the organism in Eukaryota, Metazoa, Placozoa, Uniplacotomia, Trichoplacea, Trichoplacidae. The record is from RefSeq and is a predicted model, not a curated record. Gene Ontology annotation, cellular component: cilium. The transcript has 12 exons. The annotation marks the transcript as partial. Gene Ontology annotation, biological process: protein polyglutamylation; microtubule cytoskeleton organization.